AUGGGCAAGUGGGCAGCGGUCAGCGCCAUUUUGGUCUCGUUGCUGUUAGGUCUGAGCCAUGCCUCGCCUGAUCUGGGACUGGAAAUUGAUAUCGACUUCGUGACGAGGAACUCGCCGAACAUCAAUGCGGCUGCCAGUCUCGUCGGCGAAGUGUCCGGAAAUCUACAGGGUGCCAUCGGUGGCUACCAGCUGCCGAAGUUUAACGGCGUUACGUCACUGAUCCAAUCCGGUGAUUCGCUGGUGAAGUUGGUGAACGUGAUCACCGGUCCGGUGAAUGACGUUCUGCGCAACAUUUCGGUCAUUGCUAGAGAGCGCGUGACCGCCCCAUCCUGUAUGUUCGCCACUAUUAACGCCACCAUCGAUGGGGCGUACGCGGUCCUCGACGCCGCUCCUACCCUGGUGACGAACGUGGUGUCAUCCACGUCGACGCAAAAUGGCAACGCUAUCACGUCCGCCGUGGCCACCCUGUUGGAUGCGUUGACCCAGAUCACCACCAACCUAGACGCGCUGUACAAGCAGGUGGUGGCGGUGCUUGCCGCCGGCCCGGUCACAACCAGUACCGUCAACGCCAACAUCCAGAUCAACACACUGAUCCAGCUGAGUGGUUCGAUCGCAGUAUCGACAACGAUGCAGCGGGCCCUCACCACCACCGUGCAAGCGGUUCGGACUGCCUUCGAGCAGGCCAACAACAUCCUGACGUCCUACAACAACGAUCUCGGUAACGCGUUCACCUCGGUUAACAACACGCAGAGGGACUAUUACAACCAGAUCGUUAGCCGCGUCCAAUCGUUCCAGAGCAAGGUGACUUCAGACACCAACUCUGGCAUAAACGAGAUCUUCAGCACUCAGUCGCGGCUGAAUGAGUUCAUCCAGGACUCGAGCACCCGCACCCAGGCCCAGGCGCUGCGAGAUGCGAUGAUCUCGUUCAAUACCUCCUACCAGACCGUUCAGGCCGACUACUUCAGUAAGCUGCAGACUCAGAUCACGCAGAUCUACGUCGGUACGGAUGGAUUUGUAAAGUCCACCGUCCAACAGCUAACGAAUAUCGUUAACGGUACCAACUUCCGGCUAGCAGCCACCAUGUCGUUCGGCGGUGCCUAUGCAGCAAAUUGCAACGGCAAGUACGGUGGCACUAUCACGAGCCUCCAGAACACAAUGCGUGAUGUGCUGAAUCGCGCGUUGAACGAAUACUCCAACACCGGUUACACCGACGCGUUCAUCAGUGAGUACAAUCAGGUGAUGCGCGAGCAGACUCGCUACAUCAACACCCGUAUCAACUUCUGCCUCAAUCUCGGCUCAACGAGUUCCAGCACCAUCAUCAAGGCCGGAAUAGCCCGUUGCUUUACGGAGACGGUUGCCAUGAUUACCACACUGCUGCAGGACACCACCUUCGAGACGAAGCUGGUGCUGGCUGCGGUAAAUCUGGAGGGACUGGCCAUGAUUCAGCGGGCCGAAAGUACCGCGUCCGUCAUGUACCACGGGUUAGUUGCGAAGUCCGCAAGCCUCGACAUGCUGUUGGCCAUGUGCCAGACAUCGAACUCGUAAAGGCCAGAAUGAAGGUGAAGGAAGCGGUAGCGAGAUAGCAUUUAGGGCACCAGGACGGCUUCUAGCUUGAACCCGCACAGCCAGUAGUUGUACAACAUAGUCCUUAUGGAAUAGAACGGUAGCUAGAGCGCAUCAGUACGGCGAUCGCACAUUUUGG
Anopheles coustani is the source of this 1702-nucleotide messenger RNA. RefSeq lists its product as uncharacterized. The coding region runs from base 1 to 1545 and encodes 514 amino acids. Lineage: Eukaryota; Metazoa; Arthropoda; Insecta; Diptera; Culicidae. The transcript is spliced from 3 exons. The record is from RefSeq and is a predicted model, not a curated record.